This is a messenger RNA of Sinocyclocheilus grahami, 2518 nucleotides long. RefSeq lists its product as uncharacterized. Gene Ontology annotation, molecular function: ubiquitin-protein transferase activity. Gene Ontology annotation, biological process: protein ubiquitination. The transcript has 19 exons. The record is from RefSeq and is a predicted model, not a curated record. Bases 51 to 2366 code for a protein of 771 amino acids. Lineage: Eukaryota; Metazoa; Chordata; Actinopteri; Cypriniformes; Cyprinidae.
UUCUGUCAACGCUGUAUGCCAUUAAACAUAGACACUGUGGAGAAGAAUUUAUGAAAGUGGUUGCAUAUAUUCGGAGACUAAGUGGAUGCAAUGCUUUGGCUCAAAGUUUAUUCCAACUGAUCUGUGGGAACUUGCAUGUAACUAGAAACCAAAAGAUUGCAGUUGUUGAGGGUCUUUAUUUUCUUUUCCGAGAGUUGCUACCAGGUCUUAAUGAAAGAUCAGGCCCAAAGGUCAUUGAAGAUGGUGAUGUUUUUGAAAAUGCAAAUAUCUGCUGGGCUUACUUGAUUGCUCAAGGACAGAAUGAGAAUAAUGAUCUGGAGAACUAUGCUACAGUAUCCUUAAAGGCUUAUUCUGGCCAGCGGCUGUCUGAGCCAGUGAGAGUACCAGGGACACCAGAAAUAUUUGAUCGGUCAUACAUACUGGAAAAAAUCACUGAUGGUGUAAAAAUUCCAAACUGUGAUGAGGUGAAUCUACUGGAGUCAUCGAUUCAAAGAGCUACAGAUAUAGAGAAAAUUUUGCUUAGUCUUCCAGCAUCAUUUGAUAGGUUUCCAUUAUGGAUCUCUUAUAACAGCACCCCACAAGGUUGCAACUUUCAGAUUGAACAGAAGAAAACAUUUUCAGACAUGUUUGAGGAUGUCAAAGAGUACAGUCACUUGAUUGUCACACCACCCCUGCAACUGGCAAAUAUGGGAAUAGAGGGACCUCUGCUGGUGUAUCCCAGUGAAGAUAAUCUAGGUGUUUACUUGAACAAAAACAAGGCAGACCGGUAUGAGAUUAAGGUUUUCGACUGUCUUUCUGGAAAAGAGACCACAAAAAAUGUGAAUGAUCUGGCUAGAAUACUCAAUGAUACCAGAACUGACAACAUUGUUGAAGUCAGUAAAACCCCUAAAGAGGCAGUUGUGGUGCUUUUUGAUUCAAGUUCUUCAAUGAUGGAAGAAUGUUAUGACACCGCAAGUCAAAUGAAGCGCAUUGAUGCUGUCAAGCAAAUCUUUGACAGCUUUGCAAACCGAAGCAUGUCAUAUGAUUUUCAACAUGUCAUCUGCCUUGUGAUGUUUAACGACAAAGUGAAAACUAUUCUUAAAUUCACAGAAAAUUUGGAAACCUUCAAGAAGCAAGUGCAUGCUAUUGAAGCAUCUGGGUACACUAGGCUAUAUGAUGCACUUGUUCGUGGUAUCUCAGAGCUUGACAAUAUCAAGAAAAGAUUUCCAGCUUGCAGAUGUCGCAUCUUGUGUUUGACAGAUGGCAAUGAUUUCAGUUCCAUGAGUAAUUCAGUCACCAUUGCCAGAAAAUUGAUGGACAGCAAUAUUGUGGUUGAUGCAGUUAUUGUUGGCAAAGCAGAUAACACUGUUUUACAUGGAAUCAGCUAUGUAACAGGUGGAUAUUGCUUUAAGCCUGAGAAUGCAAAAGUUGCCCUUAGGCUAUUAGAAACUGAAACUGUCUUGUCAAUGGAACUGAGGGCAGAGAGAACAAGGGUACCUGUGUCUUCCAUAAAAACAGAGGAAGACUUGACCGAAAUUUUUGCUACCCAUGGCUACGAUGAGAGACCAGAAAUUAAGCUUCCUGCUCAAAUCACCGAAAAAGUGGCCAGGACAGAGAAUGUACUAAAAAAGAAGAUACGGGAAUCCAAGUCAGGCCGCUUCAUGGAGAAAGAUAAACGGAUCUUAGAAGAACUGAAGAGUCUUCACUGUGAUCCCCAUCCAUACUGUUCUGUGUAUCCCUCAGAAACCGACCUCACUUUUUGGAGGAUUGUCAUGAAAGGACCUCCAGAAACCCCCUAUGAGAAUGGAACCUUUGAGCUGUAUUGUCAGUUUGGCCAUGAUUAUCCAGUAAAGCCACCUGUUGUACGGUUCUAUACUCCUAUUUACCAUUGCAACAUCAACAGUGUGGGAAGGAUUUGCCACAACAUAUUUGAUCGAAACUACUCAGCUGAUGUCACUAUGAGAGAGAUCUUGGAUGCUGUAUAUGGACUUCUGAUACUCCCAGAGGCUGACGAUCCACUAGACAGCAUAUUAGCAGAGGAAUUCCUGACUAGCAAAGAACUCUAUGAGCAAGCAGCUAAAGAUGACACUGCAAUAAAUGCACAUCAGUCCAUGGAAUCCAUUGAAAAGCAAUAUAUAGGUGAGAGCGAUGUUGAAGUGCCUCCUCAUCUGGUAUGUCCUUUGUCAGGGAAGAUGUUCAUUGAUCCAGUCAAGGCCAAAGGUGGAUAUGUGUAUGAGCGAAGAGCCAUUGAGGAACAUCUUAAGACGAACAAUAAUGAUCCAGUAACAGGGAAGGCACUUAGUUGCACAGAUCUUACUCAAGAUAAGAACGUGAAAAAAUCUGUUGUGGAGUAUCGUUCAUCCCAGAUAGAGGAAACAGAUUGCUAAAUGAAGUAGAUACUGUUUUGGCAGAGAUUCAACUGCACUAUAACAAUCACACAAUCCUCUAUCUAUCAUAUGCAUCCCUCAUUCAUUCAAAUUUUACAGGUAUACAAGAGAGGUUAUUAUGGAACCUUGGAUUAUGGAAUCCUCCGCAAGAU